Messenger RNA from Hevea brasiliensis (rubber tree), 2923 nucleotides. RefSeq names its product arginine decarboxylase. The coding region runs from base 495 to 2669 and encodes 724 amino acids. Lineage: Eukaryota; Viridiplantae; Streptophyta; Magnoliopsida; Malpighiales; Euphorbiaceae. Gene Ontology annotation, molecular function: arginine decarboxylase activity. The transcript has a single exon. Gene Ontology annotation, biological process: spermidine biosynthetic process; L-arginine catabolic process. The record is from RefSeq and is a predicted model, not a curated record.
UCAUGCAAUUCUCGCCAAGUUUUACCUUUGUGAGACGUCUUCUUUGAAGAAAACACCAAACCCUAGUUCUUUCGAUCUUUAAUCUCUAUCCAUUCUUCUUUCCGUUACUUUCCCUCAUUAUCCUUCUUUUUCCCGGAAAAUUCUCAUAUCUUUCUCUCUCUUUCUCUUGUGUACCUUUCGUUCCUUAGAUCUGCAUGGUGUGGGGUUAUUUCGGUGCAUAGAAUCUGCUUGAUUUCAAUUUUCUAGGAUUGGAUUAAGAGUUGUCGUUUUGGGAAAAAUUCUUCUGGGGGAUCGGAGUGGGGAUUAGAGAGAAGAGUAGAUUAAAGAGAGAGGGUUGGGUCCAGUCUCAAUAGAUCUUCUACUGCUUCUUUUGAGGGGGUAGCCGGGGCCUCGGCCUCGGCGGGUUUUAAAGCCCCCACCUUCACAAACUGAAAAGAAGAAAAUCAUAAUCCUAACCCUAACUUUUUAACAAAUACAGAUCGUUGCGGAAGAGGAUGCCGGCCCUGGCUUGCUGCGUAGAUGCUGCCGUUGCGCCUCCCGGCUACGCUUUCGAUGCCGGGGGUGGCUCCCUUCCGUCGCCGGUCCCUUUUUCCGACAUAACUCCGGCACCAACCAACCCCACUGGCUGCAUCGAAAACUCUCCUUCCCAUUGGUCACCUUCCCUCUCCUCUGCACUCUACAAGAUCGACGCUUGGGGAGCUCCUUACUUUUCUGUCAACUCCUCCGGCAACAUAGCCGUUCGUCCUUAUGGGGCUGACACCCUGCCUCAUCAAGAAAUUGAUCUCUUGAAGAUCGUGAGAAAAGUUUCAGAUCAGAAAUCCAUGGGCGGUCUUGGCUUGCAGCUGCCCCUUAUUGUUCGCUUGCCUGAUGUGCUCAAAAACCGCCUCGAGUCUCUGCAAUCAGCUUUCAAUUUUGCAAUCCAGUCUCAGUGCUACGAGGCUCAUUACCAAGGCGUUUAUCCUGUUAAAUGUAACCAGGACCGUUUCGUUGUUGAGGAUAUCGUGAGAUUUGGAUCUCCAUUCCGGUUCGGAUUGGAGGCCGGGUCGAAACCGGAACUCCUUUUGGCUAUGAGCUGCUUGUGCAAGGGAAAUCCAGAAGCUCUCCUUGUUUGUAAUGGAUUCAAAGAUGGAGAGUACAUUUCACUGGCAUUACUCGCUAGAAAACUGGCUUUUAACACAGUGAUUGUGCUUGAGCAAGAAGAAGAGCUUGAUUUGGUUCUGGGAUUGAGCAAGCAAAUGUCUGUCAGGCCCGUGAUUGCAGUGCGAGCCAAGCUGAGAACCAAACAUUCGGGCCAUUUCGGGUCCACCUCGGGCGAGAAAGGGAAAUUUGGGUUAACCACGACCCAGAUUUUACGGGUUGUGAAGAAGCUUGACGAAGCAGGAAUGCUUGAUUGUCUCCAGUUGCUGCAUUUCCAUAUUGGAUCUCAAAUUCCUUCUACUGCCUUACUCGCUGAUGGUGUAGGUGAGGCUGCACAGAUCUACUGCGAAUUAGUCCGUCUCGGUGCCCACAUGAAAGUCCUCGACAUUGGAGGUGGGUUGGGCAUCGACUACGACGGAUCCAAAUCUGGUAGUUCGGAUCUAUCUGUGGCUUAUGGACUCGAAGAGUAUUCUCUGGCUGUUGUGCAAGCUGUUAAGCUUGUUUGUGACCGUAGGAACAUUAAGCACCCUGUGCUUUGUAGCGAGAGUGGCCGCGCUAUUGUUUCUCAUCACUCCAUCUUGAUAUUUGAGGCUGUAUCUGCAAGCGUAUCUACUGCUGCAUCAAUGACUCCCACUGGGUUACAAUAUUUUAUAGAGGGGCUUACAGGGGAUGCCCUUUCGGAUUACAGAAAUUUAUCAGCCGCAGUGGUGAGAGGCGAGUAUGACACCUGCUUGCUCUAUGCUGAGCAAUUGAAACAAAAAUGUGUUGAUCAGUUCAAAGAAGGAAAUAUUGGUAUGGAGCAAUUAGCUGCUGUUGAUGGGUUUUGUGAACUGGUGGGUAAAGUAAUUGGGUUAUCGGAGCCAAUUCGCACUUACCAUGUCAAUCUGUCAGUUUUCACCUCAAUUCCGGAUUUUUGGGGGAUUGGCCAAUUGUUUCCUAUCGUUCCAAUUCAUCGACUAGAUCACAGGCCUGCGGUGAGAGGGAUUUUGUCUGAUUUAACAUGUGACAGUGAUGGGAAGAUUGACAAAUUCAUUGGCGGCGAGUCAAGUUUGCCGCUGCAUGAAAUUGAAGGCGGUGGGCGGUACUACUUGGGGAUGUUUUUGGGCGGGGCUUACGAGGAGGCGGUCGGUGGAGUUCACAACCUGUUCGGUGGGCCCAGUGUUGUGCGGGUUUUGCAGAGUGAUGGACCGCACAGCUUUGCGGUGACUGCAGCCGUGCCUGGCCCGUCUUGUGGUGAUGUCCUCCGGGUUAUGCAGCACGAGCCUGAGCUCAUGUUCGAGACCCUCAAGCACCGUGCCGAAGAACUUUGCCUCCAUGACGAAGACAGUGACGAUGGCUGCGAGAGUGAUCAUGGUAUGGGCAAUGCUGCAUUAGCUAGCAGCCUUGCUCGCUCCUUCCACAACAUGCCUUACCUUGUGGGAUCAUGUUCACUGACUGCUUUGAAUAAUGGUGGUUUAUACUAUGGCAACGAGGACGCUGCUGAUGUUGCUGGUGGUGAUGAAGAGCAGUGGUCCUCCUAUUGCUGUGCUUGAGUUUUUAAUUAAUUAGCUACAUCACUUAUAUUUACCGUGUAUGGUUGGUUUUGUGCUAGAGUGGUAAUUUUUUACUUUUUGUUGAUUCCCAUUUUGAUGCUGGACUAUCUUUUCUUUGGCCUUUUUGAGCAGAAAGAGGGAUUGUGGGAAACCGAAUAAUUCACCCUACCCGUUUGUAAAUUCGGUUGUUCCCUCUUCUUUUAUUGUAGAUUUUUCGAGUUUUUAGUUCAAUUGGUGCCUUUGUUCCAUGCGUA